AACAGUAUGAUGUAGUUAUUCGAUAACAUGUUAAAUUAUCGUAAUAUAAAUAGUAUAUAAAUAUACUAAUAAAUAGUAAUUUAUGAACCAAAGUGGAUUAAUACACCUUAUUAUGGACCACAGUUAAAAUCACGGUCUUGGAAGACCUUCUUCUAGAGACUGUGAUUAAAAUAUUAAAAAUCGUAUUUUAUAAUAACCACAAAAAACAAAAAUCCUUGACUGUGAUAAAGUUGAUAAUGUCUUGAAUGUACGAUAACAACUUGGUGCUGUGAUUAUUACUAUUGUAUAUUGCAUAUUACUCUAUGGAUCUACGACCGCAAUCGACCGUGUAAUAUUAUCUAUAGUCGUGAUAAGGAUUAAGAACCCAGCAUUCAGUAGUUAUAAUUUAGAAGGCAGUAUACAGUAUACGAUUAUUACUUUAUUAAAACCUGGCAAAGCUAAGUAAUUGAGUUGUUACUAUAGUUUCUAAUUUAAAUUUAAGAACAUUGUGAGAGUUAUUAAUUCUUGAAAUGACAGCCAGACAAAGACAACCGGAACGUUUAAUUGAAAAUUUAUCACACGUGGAUUUUGAGACUAGUGAAGAUGUCGAAAUACUCACUACGUUCGAUAAUAUGCAUCUCCGAGAAGAUCUUGUUCGUGGUAUUUACUCAUACGGUGAGUGUUUCAAACUGUUAAGAUUUGUGUAUACUACCAUGGCCAUGCAUUGCUAAUAUUGUGUUACCGUCGAUUCACCCACCCUGCUCUCUCUCUCAUUAACUUUAAAAUAUUAGUCCGAAACACUCGCAGCUCAAACCCAUUUUUAAUCUCUCUUCAUACCACCACUUAGCUUAGUAAUGAGCCUAUAAGCCGCAUUAUAAAGUUUACCAAUUGCUAAUAAACCGACCCUUCAUUUAAUAUAAUUUUAUAUUAUGUAUAGCCUAUUUAAUUUGUAUUAAUAUUUUUAUUUUUUCUUACUUUAAUGUUAUAUUGUACUCAUUCAUACUUAUUAUGUACUUAUUACAUAUUAUAUUUUACUAACAUAUUAUAAGCAUACAUUCAUACAAAAUUGUUCUGCUUAUACCAUUGUUAAAAGCAAGUCAGAAUAUAUAUUAUAAAUAAAUAAAUUUCAAUGAAAUUUCUUUGUAGGUUUUGAACGCCCUUCGGCUAUACAACAAAGAGCUAUCAAACCGAUGAUCAAAGGACGCGAUGUCAUAGCUCAAGCUCAGUCUGGUACGGGUAAGACAGCGACAUUUUCAAUUGCUAUGCUGCAAUCCAUUGACACUCAAUUAAGAGAUACUCAAGUUUUAUGCUUAUCACCUACCAGAGAACUUGCUGUACAAAUCCAAAAGGUACUAUUGUAAUUUUUAAUGCAUUCGAUAAGGAAAAUAAAUACUUACAUUAAAAGCAUUUUACUACAACACUGGGAAGUUCCAAGCAACAUAUAAAUCAUAAUUAUAUUUUAUUGAUUGUGUAGGUGGUUUUGGCUUUGGGAGAUUAUUUAAAUAUCCAGUGUCAUGCUUGUAUUGGUGGUACAAAUCUUGGUGAGGAUCUACGAAAAUUGGACUUUGGUCAACACAUUGUUUCCGGAACUCCUGGCCGAGUGUUUGGUAUGUAUACAAUUAAUUCAGAACUCAAUAUUAACAUAUUUUGUUGUAAACUAAAUUGUUUAAUAGACAUGAUCAGACGUAAAACACUGCGUACAAGAAAUAUAAAAACACUAGUAUUAGACGAAGCAGAUGAAAUGUUAAAUAAAGGAUUUAAGGAACAAAUAUAUGAUGUGUAUAGGUUCUUGCCACCUGCUACCCAGGUAUAAUUGAAUUAUAUUUACAUGUGAAACAAUUUUAAUUUGUUGCAACUUUUUAGGUCAUACUAAUAUCUGCUACUCUGCCCCAUGAAAUACUUGAAAUGACAAAUAAAUUUAUGACUGAUCCUAUUCGAAUUUUAGUGAAACGGUUAGUAAGAAAAAAAAUUAUGUAUUUGAUUCUUGAAAAAAUUCACGAUAAUUAAUUAUUUUAAUUCCAUUUUUUUAGCGAUGAACUCACAUUGGAGGGUAUUAAGCAGUUUUUUGUUGCGGUUGAACGAGAAGAAUGGAAAUUUGAUACAUUGUGUGAUCUGUACGAUACGCUGACUAUUACUCAGGCUGUUAUUUUCUGUAGUACAAAAAGAAAGGUACAUUAUAGUGUCAAUUUAUAGGCUGGAAUUAGUAUGCGACUGACAGUUAGCGCUGGCAGUACGCACUGACCAUGCUCCCCGAUUAUCAGUCAUCACCGAACAUUUAGUGCUUUGGCUGUCAGCCAACAAUAAAAUAAAGUUGUAAUAUAAAUACAUAAAUAUGCAUACACGCGUAUAGUUGCUCCGCCCAGCAUCAAACUAAAGGCCACCAUUGACGAAGGAGCCUGACCAAAGGUUUUUGUCAGUGGGAUGCAGCUAUAUGUGUAUAUAAAUCUAUCAGCGCUACACUGUAGUUGUUCAUACGCAUUCAUUGAUACAGCUACAUUUGACCAUUGUCAACAUUGAUUGUUGGAGGAACACUAAUUCCAACCAUAUACGAGAUCUGGCUAUUAAAUAACGAGACUGCUUAUGAAAAAUGGUUUUAUAUUAAAAAUUAUUCCACAACUGAAUGUUCCCCUUCAAUAUACUCUCCUCCCCUCAUCACACACUCUUCCAUCGACUCAAACCAGAUUCCUUUUAAGACAGACUUUAUCUUCGGAAACAAGUAAAAGUCGCAGGAUGCCUAAGACGUGUGUUCGAGUACUGGAGUGCCUUAAGUGGUCAAAUAACACUUCACAGACAGCGCAUUAUGGGCAGGUGCAUUAUCCUAGUGCAAGAUCCACGACUUGUUUCUAAACAAUAUCGACCCUUUCUUACGAACUCAUUCGCGCAAUGCCAAAACUGUCAAAUAGUAAUGUUGGUUCACAGUUUGACCCUCUGAAACCCAUUCAGUCAUCAUGAUGCCGUUGAUAUCAAUGAAAAUGAUCAGCAUGGUUUUGAAUUUGGAUUACGACUAAAUUGGAUUCCGGUGCACUCUGGACCUUCAGAAAAUAAUUUAUACCACUCAAGAACACGUGCCCGAGAUAGGAAAUUCUCACUAAAGGCCUCUUUUAACAACUUAUAGCACUCAGUUGGAGUUUUUUUAGUUUAACGAGAAAAUUUUACGUUUAUCCAUUGCUCAUGUUUUUCCUCACACAUUAUUUUCGGCAAGAGAAAAAAACAUAUUCCAUUUCUAAAGGCUACAGAAAAAAUACUAAUGCACCAACAAAAACCCGAUUUUGUAUUGGCAUAAUAGACACUUCCAGCUAACCAGCACUGUAUUCGGUUUUCCCCUAACCUUUUUGGGACGCUCUCUGCGCGCGCAGUAUCGUUAUUUAAUAGCUAAACCUCGUAGAUCAUUAUGACAUUUUGUUUAAUUGAUUAUUUAGGUGGACUGGCUUACCGAAAAAAUGCGCGAAUGUAAUUUUACAGUUAGUUCUAUGCAUGGAGAUAUGCCGCAGAAAGAAAGAGAUGCGAUAAUGAAAGAAUUUCGUGCUGGUCAAACGUAAGUAUUUACAGUAUAUUUUCAAUGUAAAGACUUAAUAAAUUUAAUCCAAUUUUUAUUAAAUCAAAGCUUUUAAUGUUAGAAAAUUAUUUUAAUUUGUAUAUAUAUAUAUUACAGAAGAGUUUUAAUUACUACCGAUAUAUGGGCAAGAGGUAUUGACGUACAACAAGUUUCUUUGGUCAUUAAUUAUGAUCUACCUAACAACAGAGAAUUAUAUAUACACAGGUAAUUUGUGUUUUCUAUAUUUUAAAUAAAGUAAUUGAACAAAAAUCCUUGGUUUAUGAAACAAAAAGUACUCAUUAUUAAAUAAACAAUAAUUUGAGUACAACAGACCAUUUUNCUCAAAUGCAAUUUUAUUUUAAUAUAAUAUAUAAUAUAGUUAUUCAAUUUGAUUGUAGGAUUGGUCGGUCUGGAAGAUUUGGUCGAAAGGGAGUGGCAAUCAAUUUUGUAAAAAGUGAUGAUAUUAGAAUUUUGCGUGAUAUAGAACAAUAUUAUUCCACACAAAUUGAUGAAAUGCCAAUGAAUGGUAAAUGUAUAAUAUUUUUUUCUCAAUAUAUGCAGGCGAUUACUUUAUCAUGAAACUAUGAUUAUUACUAUCCAACAUUAUUUUCUAAAGUUUACUCUCAUUUUGUAACAGAAUUACCCUGUAGGGAAUUGUUCAAAAUAUUAUAACAAGUCUAUUAAUUGUGAUUUAUUUUUAUUUCAGUUGCUGAUUUAAUUUGAAUUCAAUUUUCAAAAACUUUAUUUGUGUUUAUCACAUUUUUAAAGAAGAAAUACAUUUUAUUGUUUUUUUUUUUUUUUUUACAACACUACUGUUAAAUGCAAAUAUUAUUUUUGGAUAUCUAUAUUCAAUAUCAUACUACAUCAAUAUCUUUAAUUGAAUUACAUUGUCUACUUUAUAAUCAUGUUUGUAUACUUUGUAAAGUAUACAAAUAGUUACUUUUAAAUUUCAUUAUUCUCAACAUUUUAACUUGUAUGUUUGUAAUUUUUAACAUUACUCAUUAGUAAUGUAAAAAUAUUAUAUUUUUAAAGUUUUUCAAAAAAAAUUUAAAAAUACAAAUUUGAAUUAAAAAAAGUUUUAUUGAAUAAUUUUAUGAAAAAGUCGGACAAUUCUCAUAAUAACAAUAAAUUUAUUUAUAUAUAUUUAAAAUACCUUUGAUAACCUGAGUCAUAAUGUUUACAAAAAAAAAAAUUAUGUUGCAAUAGAAAAAAAAAUAUUAUAAUUCUUUAUUAUGUUUUUAAAGAAUCAAACAAAUUUUAUUUUUAUUUCAAUGUAUCACCUAUUAAAGUUUUUAUAGUUAAGGUAAAAAAAAAA
Messenger RNA from Cinara cedri, 4829 nucleotides. Lineage: Eukaryota; Metazoa; Arthropoda; Insecta; Hemiptera; Aphididae. The record is from the annotation of a GenBank genome assembly.